Haemorhous mexicanus (house finch) is the source of this 11079-nucleotide messenger RNA. It is a transcript of the gene CD58, whose product is annotated as CD58 molecule. Bases 141 to 1130 code for a protein of 329 amino acids. The record is from RefSeq and is a predicted model, not a curated record. The transcript is spliced from 10 exons. NCBI's taxonomy places the organism in Eukaryota, Metazoa, Chordata, Aves, Passeriformes, Fringillidae.
UUCCCAGAAGAAGCGGGCUCGGGGCCCUCCCAGCGGAAGCUGCUCUCGGCAGUGCGGAGAGCCGGGCUGGGGCGGGACGGGGCGCGGCCGAAGUCUGUCGAAGUCUGGUUUCUGCCUGGGCAGUGACCGUGUGGGCACCCAUGUGGCUGCUGACCUCGCUCCUGUGCCUUUCGCCCCUCCUGGCACAUGGCUACUAUAAGGAAAUAAUUGGCAUUGUGGGAGAAAAUUUUACUUUUCCAGUACAAAUAGACCGAAAAAUAGUGGAAGCUGUCUGGAAGAAAAACAAGGAUAAAGUGGUUGAAUGGGAUGUUCAAACCAAACCGACAUAUUUUAAUCGUCUCGGCAACAGGACUGUACUUAUGGAGAAUGGAUCCUUGACUAUAGUGAACUUGGAGAAGGAUGAUGCUGGCACAUAUGAGUUAGUGUACUGGGAUUCUAUGAAAGAACAAUGCUUAGACUUCGUACUUGUUGUGUUAGAUUCCCUUCCAAAACCUGAAAUAAAUUGCAACAGCAGUGAUGGUGAACUUGUAUUAAACUGUACAGCAAAUUUCCAUGGGUCUCUGAAUUACACUUGGAAGCUCAGUAACAAUCCACACAGUUAUCGGAACCAGGAGCUUUCCAUCCCUUUGAAGAAUGUUGAUAUUACCACCAGCGCUACAUGUAUCAUUAAAUAUUCACAAACAGAAAGGAGCUCCGAAAUCUCUUUGAUUCAAUGCCUUCCAGAAGGAAAAGGAGACAGUUCUCACAAACGACAUAGAAAUAUUCUUAUAUGGGCUGGCCUCCUUACUGCAUCUAUUGUCCUAGUGGUAAUCCUAGAAUUCCUGCGCAGGAAAGGUAUAAUUAAACUUGGAACAAGAAGAAAUACUGCUCAGAAUAAGAGUCCAGUGAAUGGCUCAGGAGAGCAUGAGCAACUUUACCCUGGGAACAGCCAACAACAAUCUAACUCAGAGGGAGCUGUGUGUUCACAUGCUGUUCAUUGUAAGAAUGAAGAGCCUGAAGCAGACAGAGCAUUGAAUGAGAAUGACAGGGCCCUGAAAGGCAAGAAGAUAGUUAAGAAUGCUGUAAAUCAGGAAGAAGUGAUACAGGAUGCAGGAGGUGAAAAUGGGGGGUACCUGGACAACUCCACUUAAGGAGAGAUGUCUCAACUCCAAAGCAGCAGCAGAAGUCAGAGGUGAAUGAGCAGCCAAGAGCAGCCAAGAUCCCAGCUCAUCAACCGCUCAUACUAGCGGGAGAAAGGGUGCUGAAAGCCAAGCCUCUUUCCAAUGCUCCAGGAGUGCAGCACAAGCCCUACAGACAUUUUAUGAAAAUAUGAACUACAUCAUAUCUGUAGAAACUUGUUUUAUUAGAGACAUGAGUACUAACAACCUUCUCUGCAUAAUCUCUGGAGGAAACAGACUGGCUUUGUAAGGGAGAGACAGAUGAGAACAAACUAUACUUGGAUAAAAGAACAACUGGAAAUAUGUUGUGUAAGAAGAGGGUCUGGCAGAAACUGAGCACUUUCCACAGCCUGAGAACUCCUACCAGUGGCAACUUCUGUCAUUUCUGAUGGCGAACAUCCCAUGGGCUGCCAGGGCAGGAAAUGUCUCCACACCCGCCCGAGGGCUUUCCCAGUACAUCUGCUGCAGCAGCCUCCUCUCCCAAGUUACUGAAGCACCAUCUGGAUGCAACAAGAGGAUCUUCAAACUCCUGUUUGCCGCAUCUUCAGCCCUUCCCCCACCCUAUAAAGCACAUCUUUGAGUGAGUUCAUCAUCCUUCUUUCUCAGCAGGUGAAAAUAUCCUCCUUUUUAGCAUCCCAGGGAAGACAUGGCAACUGCUGAGGUGUAAUAGCAAACUUUGAACAUCCUCAAGGCUUUGGAACCUGUAUUGUCCUCUUGACACCCAUGACUUGAAUAUAGUCUGGAACUGAUUAACUUGACUGCUUCAGUCUCUGGAAGGCAAUGUUCUUUCUGCAGUUAAAUAUUUACUUAUCAUUGCGCAUGGACCAGGCAUUACAGGAGCCUGAGCAACACUUGCAUUUUCUCCCCAUAAACUGAAAAACGAGCAUCCUCCAUUAUUUCAGUGCUGCCACUCCCAUCCAUCAUGGGAGUCCAGUCAUGUCCUAUUCAACCUAGCCACCUUCUUAGCUUCAGCAACAUUCCUAAACCAUGAGAUUUGUAGCCCGCACCAUGGGGCGGCCACAUUGCACAUCCAAAAUAUUCCUUGGUUCCAAAGUCAUCCUCAGACAACAACAUGAAUCCUAUUUCUGAAAAUCAUGUCUCUCUAGCACUUGCAAGCACCUUUGCAUGACAUUGCCUGGGGAGAAUUUGAGCUCUCCCCUACGCAGUCUUCCACUGGCAGAAGGACUUUUACAAUAGAAAUAAUUUCUAUCUUAGGCAGCACCACAGUGAAGUGGUAAAAAUGAGAAAAUCUGAAGCAUUGGUAGGGGCUUUUAGAAAUACGGGGGCAUUCCCAUCUUCCUUCCAGUUCCUACCUGCUGUAAAUGCUGGGGUGGGUACAUCUGACAUGCCAAUAUACCCAAGAGGAACAUAUCACCCCUCUCUGCUGCUGCCCAGCAUCAGACUGCUCCAUCCUGACCACAGCAGCUCAGGGAGAACUGUUUGCCAGCGCCAAGACUGGGUCUGGCCCCAGGAUGCCAGCAGGUUGGCACUUUGGUGCCAGGUUGGCUGGAUCUUUGCAGGGAGUGAGGAGAAGCUGGGAGGUGUUUUGGCUCUGCUCAGGCUGAGUAAACAGAGCAGCUUUUGCCUGGGAAUAGGUGCUGACCACACUGGUGACGCAAUGAUGUCCCUGUUGCUCCUCCUGGCAGGGGGAGUCUCCUGUUUCCUCUGGCUCAGGCAGAGACUCCUUUUUUUUUUCCCCACCCCCUUGGCACCCAACAUUUAGCUUACCAUUUCAGUCACCAAUGACAGCAACCAAAAAAUAAUACCAGUGUACUCAGUUAAUCCAUAGGAAAAUCCCACAUCGGCACACAAAAGGUGGAGACAGCGCUCCCGCAUUUUCCCCUAAGGGCCUGAGGCAAUGGAAAUUUUCUCAAGCUCCAUUCAUUAACAGAAUAGAUGAACAGUUAUGUAAGGUCACAUGAGGGAAGUGGUUGGUCUUUGGUCAAUGAAAGAGUUAGUCACACAUCAUUGAGCUGGAUGGCCCUGGGAGGAAUUGUGGAGCCACCCCGUUGCAUGUUCAAGGACUGAAGAGGGAGAACUUUAGCUAUAAUUCCUCACUAUGCCCUGAGCUUGGGCACCACCUUUACAGACCUGGUAUUGCAGGAGUUACGUGGUACUGCUGAGCAAAAAAGCAGGGAUUUGAGGUCUCUUGAGAUCCUCCACACUUUCCUCUUCCCAAAUCACUCAACCCUCCUCUGAAGGAAUUAAGAAACUACCUCAUGAUCUUGGGGUGCCAGCAUGCAGUUGUGCAUCCCCCCAGCCAGUCUGUUCUUGACUGGGUACUCAGAGGGUACGUAACAUGAUACAAUUCAGCAGUCACAGGGCAGAUAAAAUCUGUAUGAGGGCUCUCAGGAACCACUAGAACAUUGCUAGGACAUUCAGCUGGGGGAGGAUUUUCAAGGAUCUCCUCUUGAAUUUGUCCAUUACUGAAGUGAUUUGGACUUUUUCUCUCCCUCUUAGAACAAAGGAUGAUGCCAUCAUACAGAAUUUCCAUGGGACUGACUGUAGGAGAGAAGAUAUGGCACUGACUGGCAUCCAGACUUCAGUACCCAGUUAAACAUGGUCUGCAAUAAUAUUCUCCCACUUCUCACCAGCUCACAUCCUUGUCCCAAGCAGCCCAGUUGACAGUCCUCUAGGUCCUCUAAAUUGGGUUACCUUGGCCCUUGGCUCUUCUUAGCCUCUGCUUUGGGGCUUUCAGCUCUGACUUUUAGACAAGGAUGUCUUGCAGACAAAUCAAACCAGCUUUGUUUGCUCAUUUGCUCUAAUCCCUGGAUGCCGAGUGACUAGCUUCAACCUGCUAGUGUACUUUCACCUUGCAGCCAAUCUCUUGAAGGUCAUUUCAGACCAUUGGAGAGGCAGGGUGACAAAGCUUGGCUGGCAGCCACCACAGACACGGAGUAGCAGUCACCUGGCACCAGCAAUCUGCAGGACUCAUGGCCUGAUGAGUGCAGAGGGCAGAGGAUGCCCGCAAAGGAAACUUGUGUUGGGCAAGUGGAGAGUGUGGGUGCCAGGCUGUACCUGUACCGUGAUCUCAUGCCUGAGGGCUGGUAACAGCUGUCACUGUGCAAACCAAAGUGCCUCCCACAUUUUCUGGUCUGCCCUGAGUGCUGAGGCUGUGAAACCCCUCCUGUGCGAGGAGGGCACCCUAACCCACCCGGGAGGGGCUGUGGCGUAGAUCCGACCCUCAGGAAAAGCCCAGCUGUCUCCCUGAGCAGGUGGCUUCCAGGAAGAGCCACAUUCCUGACUGUGAGGAGCUGAAAGGACCGUGUAUGGGAUAUGCCUUAAAAUAGGCAGAGAUGGAGGAACAGAAUUCAGGUCCCAGGCAAUGUGGACUCGAUGGCAUCUCAGGCGUUUGGUCAGGAAGGGAAGUGCUGCUGAAACUACAGCUGCCUCAGCCUUGACUGCAAGUGUGGCUGAUAACCUUAGGGCUGCUUUCACUCAAGGAAAGGAUUCUGGUUGAGAUUUUUGGUUUUUUCCAGCCAAAUUCCGUUCUACUUUAUUGUCUUCUGGUUUUCUAAAAGCCAAGCUGAGCUGAAAUAGAUUUCCCCUUUCCCAAACGUUUGAGAUAUUGUGGAAAGAGGUCUACCUUAUAUUUGGAGAAAAAGUUUAGAUCCCUAACAUUCCAAAUAAUUGAUAUUUUUCUAGGGGAAAUGAAGCCCUUUUUGAAAUAUUUCAUUUCAGUAACCUUAAAAUGGUCUUUUUAGAAAUCUUACUAUAUUUAGCCUUUUGGCUUUUAAUAACUAAGUAUUGUAUUAACAACCAAGUAUUGUAUAAGUAUUGUAUAUCUGCAGUAAAUUUUUUUCCUAAAAAAAUAUCAAAAUGUUAUGAUAGAACCUAGAAAAGGGAUUCCCUCAGCAGUAUUUUAAGCUGGCAAGUUCUUUCAAAACACCUUUUCUCCAAAAAUGAUCUUGUUCUGAGGAACCAGCAAUACAUUUGAGAAAAAGUUUGAUGAAAAGUUUCCCGCAAAUUCUCCUGAAGCAUGUCUUUUCACUGUAAAGCACUUUCUGGCCAUUUGCAAGCCAAGCAGUGAUGGGCUGAAAGACAGAGCUUCUUGAUGGCAGCUGGAAAAUGCAAUGAGAUGAAUUUUGGCUUCCAUUCACUCUUGCUGUGUAGUUUGGCUUUGCUCUUUGAAAUAGUUGCUGUAAGCUCCCCACUGAAAAAAUUCACUGCAGUAUCACCGCAGUUUUUUUUGGUAAAAUAUUCUGAGACUGCAGAGUUCUAAGAGCUGUUGGGACAGCACACUUUGGGUAACAGGACCCCAGAAUUGUGCAGGGCAUAACAUCAGUGAGCAGGAGGAGAAAUGGGUUUUUCCUUAUUGCCCACCUGCUGCUUGGCUCUCUCACUGGCACAGCCUUGCAGCGUCUGCUGGAACGCAUGGCACCCGGAGACCAUGUGAGUUAAUUAUUAAACAAAAUGGAAUCAUUAUGCCCUGUGCCACUGCUGUUCCUCACAUAAAUCUGCUGCACGGUAGAAAAACGAUCCCGUGCAAUGAGGACAAAGAAACCUUUUCAGGAUGAACGCAUUUUCUUCUGCUGGAGAGCUGCUCUCCCUUCACCUCCCUGGAAGAGUGAUGCAUUUGGUCUCCAUAAAGGUGGGGGAUUUUGGAAAGACAAAUGAAAGUGAUACAGAGCCUCAGGGUACUGAUUUCCAUGAAUAAUCUCCCCAGCUGUUAGCCUAGGUCUGGAGCCAUUUCCUUUCAGAAAAUACAUUUCUACUAGCAACAUUUCAGGAAGGAAAGGGAGGAAAUAUUUACGAGGUACCUUUGGCAUUUCAAGGCUAGCACAAUUUCCACCGAGCUUCCCUUGAACUUCUAGAUAAAAUAUUGACUCCUGGACAUGGUGCAGAGGCCCUGGCAGGCUGUCAACCAGGAACACAAUUAAGAAGACAGUCUCUGGUGAGAUAGCAUCCAGUACUUUAAAAAGCAUCUGUGAUGAGUUUCACUUGACUGACAUACAGGAAAAGAUGAAGACUUACAGGUGAGAUCCCCAGAUGCCAGCCACCCAGGGAAGGGUCCCCUUAGCUGAAAUAGCAGGUCAUCUCAGCUCUGGGAGGGGACAGAAGAGAGCCAGUCUGGUUUCUCUGCUGUGAGGGUUUCUGAAGCUUUUUCUCUUAUGCACAGGGGAAAGGGUCUCUCCUCUGUGGCUGUUCAGCCUGGCAGACAUGGGAGGCCCAUGAAGGGCAGGUCCUGUGGUAAAAAGGGUGCAUGGCCUGAGACCCCAGCAGAUGGGGGUCCACCAGCUGCAGAAGUGCUCUGGCUGAGGGGUAGAAGCUGAGAUACUGGCAGAGGGUGGGUCAGGCCAUGGGUCUCAGGCUAUCUUAAAUAUUUGGCUUGCGUCCAUCAUGCCCAGCUACCACGUGGAGACAGAUGCCCAAGUCUCAGCCCUUCACCACUCAGCACAGUGGCCCUGUGGAGGCAGAGCUCUGUGGCUAGAAGUAAAUAGAUGGGCAACAGUGCUUGUUUCCCUGGGGAUUUAAUUCCUGAGGAUCUGUGCUCCAAGCACUUCUGCAGGCAGCCUGAGUACUUGACACUGGCGUUUCGCUGUCCCUGUCUUUGCUGGCCAGUGCCAAGCUGAGUUGGUCCUUUGCUGCCCUCUCAAAGAGGGCAAACGUUUUGGAAGGAGUCCCUCUGCUUUGCCACAUGCUGUAAUAGCAGGGAAAGAGAAACAUAGAGGUCAUGUGGCCUAGGCAAAGCCAAAAAGCAAAGGGACUGGCAAGGCUGGCUGUGGCAGCCAGGUCUCCUGCCUCCUGGGAGGCAGCCACUGGCUUAUAAUACUACUUUUCUGAAUGUUGUUUAAAGGGACAACAGAGAGCACACGCCUGCUCCUGCUGGGCUCAGUCAGUUGUGUUUGUGGUGGCUUUUGCUUUUCUUCAAGAGUUUACCUUGGCUCUUUCCCUACUGCUUCAUUGGUACCCUGUGAAAGGACUGCAGUGACCCUUGUCCACUGGAUGCAGAAGUGCCUGGAAUGGACUGAGGAGUCAAGAAAUGUGCAUGCUCCAAGGCUGGCUAGAUGUGUUUUGCAGGCCGGCUGAUGCCCAACCACAGCUGGAUGUGAGACGUGUGAUGAGGGCCUGUCCCACUCCCUGUCAUGUAUCACACACCACAGCAGUGCUGUGCUGUGGUCACCUCCUGUGGUGACCCCAAGGGCUGCACACAGCUGCCCAGCCUGCCCUGUAACCUCUUGGCUGGGAUGUUGGGCUCCACCCCCUGUGUGGUGCUGGGUAUCUCUGCAUUUCUGACGUAUCCCUUUGACGAGGCACCUCCUCCCACCUCCAGAGUCACACAACAAACACUGCCUCUGCUUCAGGGGUGCAGGUGCUGUGUCAGAGGUCCGUGGUAGCCUGCAAAGAUCAAAGUUUAGCAGGCUCCUAAGGGAAAGGAAAGCUGGUGAGUAAAGGGCACCUGGCACUCCAGGGCUGUGUGGUCUGUUUUGUCACCACCUCUCCUUCACUCUGUUCCCUGUCCCCUCCUCCAGAAAGCAUCACAGGGAGAUGGUUUGAAGUGGCCUAUAUCUGCAAAGACUGGGGAAUGCCUGGACAUGAAAAAAAGGCACAGCUGAAAGCCUGACCUGCUUUGGGAUCACUGCACAUUUUCAUUCCUUCCUGAAACAAGCAAGGGCACAUCCUUCCACAGGGAGUGGGGGCAAAGCCCACCUCCUUGUCUGUGCUCUGAGUUAGCUGGAUGUGAAAUAGGUCCAGUUCAGGGGAGACCUGAGAUUGAUUUGAAACCUGUCUCUUGGUAUCUAUAGUCCACUUUGGUGGUUAGGUUCUUGGUAUCUUUCCACUUCUGUAUGUUUACUGCUGCCAUGAGCCAUACAGGAACUUUCCUCUCUUUUUCCUUUCUGCCUCUCUGAGCAGUUCAGAGGCCAUAUGUCAUCAACUGGACAAGAGCUAACUGCAAAAUGUGUUAAAUUAAUGUGAGUCCUCUAUUUCCACAACUGGCUGACUCAGGGAGCUGCAGUCACACAGAACAAAAUCCUCUCUAGUGCCUUUCUGCAUUGGUAUUUCUGGAGAGCUCACAUGGUUGAAGAUAUAAGGGCAGUCUGGUCAUCCUCAGGUCAUUCUGAACUAGUUCCCAGUGACCCCUCAAGCUGUGCCUCUCUCCUGCCUCCCUGCUUGUUCGAGGUCUUGGUUUAAUCUUUGCAGAGGAACAGACACCCUUCUGUAACCAGGCAUCCUGCUUUGCCUGCCUAGAACCAGGGCCUUGCAGCUCAAUGCUUUGUGGACUCUCAGCACCUCCACAGCAUCAUGGCCAAUAAACAUGCAAGCAGCUUCCCUGAACCACUCUGUGUAAAAUAAUCAGCAUCCUAGCAGGAACAGGGUGUCUCCAGUACAUGUCACAUCAUUUAGGUUCAGCUUAGCUCUAAGUCAGUGUUUACAGGUGGAUUAUUUUUAAGUAGAAAGUCAAGUGAAUCUAGUUCAUGGAUAGGUUCAAGCUAUAAAGAAAAUACACAAUAGUCAUGCAGAAUUAGGAUUACUCUCUGUAGAAAGAAGUUCCUUCAGUGCUCAGUAUCUUGGCUAACUCAUGAGGCUGACUUGUCUGUGCCCUAAAUCAGGACUAAAGUGCUGAGAAGAGUCCUAGAACUUCAUCUUUCCUGCCUCUGGUGAUAAAGGCAACUGAGGAGAUAGCAGGAUAUGGAAUCUGGGCAGUCAGCACCUUCUUUCUCUUAAAAGGGACUGGACCAGCCUUCUUCUCUUGCCUACUGUAAACCUUAGCUUCCUUAGCCAUUGUGUUGGGAAAAUACAUGGAAUUAAGUAAUUUUGUCUUCCCUCCUUCCCAAAGAACCUUUAUUUAUUGUUUCUACUGUACACCUUGAUUUCAGGAUGUUAUUUUGGAUUCGGAUGUUUAAGUAUUUUCCCAUGCCUGCAGCCUCGCUGUAACCAUACAAGCCAGAGAUUAGGAGAUACGUAUCACAGCAGGGGAUCUGGCACAGCAUCCGUCUUUCUUCCUCUACUUGGGAAGAACAGGGACAAAUAUUACUUUGAGAUGAAAGAGAAUGUCUUCACUUUGUUAGGAACAGGGCACUGAUAAUAGCUCUGCCUCACAUGCUUGGCUAGCUUUGUGCCAUACCUUGGCAGGCUGCCAAGCUGGAGUUCAGCUGAUCCCUUGCUAUCUGCAAGGGGAGGCAGAGCCAAUGCCCACUCAACAGGACUUUGUCCUCCCGAUGGCAGGCGGCUUAUGAAACGUCAGCCUUUGCGUGUGCUGGCAUGGCAGCAAGGCUCUGGCCCUCACAAUGGCAGUGUUCUCCGUGGGCUCGGCUGGAAGAGGCUCAUACAGAGUUAAACCUGUGCUUUGAGCACUUUUCAGCAAGAUCCCAUCAGUUAUUGGCAGAGACUGAGGCAACGGCUUCGGGCUGGAUGCACUUUCCACAGCACGACUAUGUGAACAAUGGUACGCGUGUGUGCGUGUGUGUGUGUGCGGGCACAUAGAUGAGUCUAUAUUGCAUGUGUGCUCUGUACAUGCAGGCUAAAACCCACGGGCUUUCAGAGCUGUUAUUAAUCACCAAGCACAUUUCAUACGUUCUGUGGAUGGGGCACAGGGGAAGGCUGGCCUCGUCUGACCAUGCCAUCCAGACACUGUGCCUUGGGCUCCUGCUAUCGCAGCGCUCUCUGUGCUGCUGCCACAGACCUGUUUGCAUGGAGAAUCUCUUUGCCAAUGACAUUAAUUCUUUCCUGUUCAGAGAUGUUUUCAAACGGUGAGAAAAUACUGUUCUGGCUUCUGUAGUCCUUUCAAAAGGUGAGUUAACUGUUCCCUUGGUGCCUUCAUGUCUGGAUCUGCUGCUGGCAGGAUUGGGUGCAUCUUCCGAGCACAAGUGGGCCCUAUGGCUAUUUUUAAGUUAAGGGUUAAUAAGGAGGUGGGGCUCUGAAGAGUUUUGUCUUGUUCCUUACAAGGUCUGAGCUGGGACACCUUCCUCUGAGCAUCAUUUGCACUAGCUGCUUGCAGAGGGAGCUCUGCCUUCAACCUGAUUUGAGAGAGCCGGACAGGGUGCUUGAGAGAACUCUCUCUGGCAUGUAGGAAAGUAAUUCAUUGGCAUGACUGUGGUUUCCCAAGCAAUCUGCUCUUUUGUUGGAAAUCAAACUAGCUGACACAGGCAAGGGGAAAUGUUUGUUCAGUUUGAGAUCAGAGGCUCUUGUUUUGAAAGCUCAGUUUUAUCCUCAGUCCCAACUUCUCUCCAUACACCAUUAAUCACUUGCCUGGGAACAGAGAGUUUGAACUGUCUCCAGAGCUAUACAAGCAGAUUUGGUGGCUGUCAGUAGUACUCUGUAAAUAAGUACCAGCAGGCAACUGUGUAAGUAAACAGCUUCUUUGGGAGCACCAGUGCCUUUCUCCACAGUUUACGUAGUGCAGCGGAAGGGCUCUGUCAGCUUUUGCAGGGACAGCCCAAGCACCACACACCAGGCAGGGACAAGCUGCAGCUUCCAAUUGACAGUUUUACCUCCCGCUUCGCUGCAGCUCAGGAAGAGCGGGAUUUGUAUUGGGAAGCCGGGAAACCAGCUGUGUCACAGAAACAGCUGUGCCAUGACAUCAUCUUUGUCCCUUGGUGUGUGUGUGUUUCAACAUAGGCUUUAGUUACACAAGUGUGCACUCACUUUACCUACGGGGACAGCAUUCUUACAAAAUGGGUUGUGCCUGCCAGAAGAAAGGCAUGGUUUUAGGAUGGAUGAGUGGGGGACAAAUUCUAUUUUAAUAGAAUAUGUAGGCUUCUACAGAAAGGCAUUCUGGUGCAACUGAGAGUAAUAUAUAUCCUGAGACCUUGAGAACUCUUUAAAGUAUUCCCCCCAGAAAAUAUUUUUAUGACCAUUUACAUGAAAUAUUUCACGAUUUCUUUUGUACCUAUGUGUGUGGUUGAAAUGUUAAUAAAAGAGAUGUAUUUUCCCUUAAAGGUGUUCAUUUCCAUUAAAAGGCUAUUUUUCUGCUAAGUAA